Molecule: messenger RNA, 918 nt
Organism: Chaetomium globosum CBS 148.51
Lineage: Eukaryota; Fungi; Ascomycota; Sordariomycetes; Sordariales; Chaetomiaceae
Exons: 2
Coding region: 1-918 (305 amino acids)
Biological process (GO): fructose 2,6-bisphosphate metabolic process; fructose 1,6-bisphosphate metabolic process; regulation of pentose-phosphate shunt
Cellular component (GO): cytosol
Molecular function (GO): fructose-2,6-bisphosphate 2-phosphatase activity
Source: RefSeq, a predicted model, not a curated record
AUGCGCCUGUUCCUCGCCCGCCACGGCGAAACCGUCGACAACGUCGCGGGCAUCUACGCCGGAUCCCGCGACUCGCCGCUCACCGCCCACGGCGUGCUGCAGGCGCGCCGGCUCGGCACCCAUCUCGUGCAGCGGGCGGCUGAGCUGGGUGUGGCGGUCACGCAUGUGUUUGCGUCGGAUCUGAGGAGGGCGGGGGAGACGGCGGGGCUGGUGGUUGAGGCGCUUGCGAAGGGGGCUGAUGGGGAUCGGGGUGGGUGUGUGGGUGAUGGGGCUGGGGGUGUGGGUGUAGUAGCGCUGCCGGAGCUGAGGGAGCGGGAUUUUGGGCUGGCUGAGGGCAGGAAGUUUGGUGUGGGGGGCGUGGACUUGGCUGCUGCGGGGGCCGAGUCUAGAGAGCAGAUGCGGCUGCGUGCUGAGCGGUUUGUGACGGGAUGCCUGGAGCCGCUGCUCACGGCCGAGCGGGUGGCUGCUGGGGGUUUCGUGGUCGUGGUUGCGCACGGGCUGAUCCUCGACUCGCUAUUGCGGGUGCUGUUGGCUCGGUUUGGUGCUCGCGAGCUGGCCCGCUUGGGGAAGUUGCCGGGCUGGAGCAAUACCGGCUAUGUCGACCUCGUCGUUGGGGUCAGCUCCGCGCGGGCGAUCGUGGCAAGUGGUUCGGAUGGCUCGAACUCGGCUGAGGUGUCUGGUAAAAGGACACUGACUCCGAAACCACCGACCACAACACCGUCGACACCGCCCCCACAACGAUCGCGGAUCACCUUGUCUGUGGUUGGUGUCAAUGUCGUUAGACACCUGGAGGGCUUGAAAAAGACUCGAGGUGGCAUCGGCAGCGCCCAGUUCGACAAGCGGCAGAGGACGGUGGAUUCGUUCUUUGGCCCUGCAACCAAAAAACCGAGGGUUGAGCAGGGACCUGGAGAUGGUUGA